AAGUAAAAUAUGGUGCAUCUUCAUCUUCAACCUCUGACUAUAACUCACGCCCUGAAAUUAUUGUGGAGUCUGUUCAGUUACCAAAUAAAAGACCAGUUGAUGUUCAAGAAGUUGAUGAUCGCUGUCUUGUAAGUAUUGUUGGUACUUUGCCCACUUCUCCUUCUUCCCCACGUGCUGCUUCUUUCUCUAAUACUUCAACUCCUACCACUGAUAACAGCACAACUAAGGAUCAUGUCUCUGCUGAAUUGCCUAUACAUGUACAUGUAGGUAAAGGUGAGUUAUUUGGUGGAAUACAACAACAAAGGCAUGAUGAUUAUAACGAUCAAAGUGGUGUAUUGGUAAUGACUUACCAUGUUUUAAAAUACAGGCCUAAUGAAUCAUUAGCUUCAGAAGAUUACAAUAUUGAAGUUACACCGAUAGCUGUUGGAGAAAGUGAUAGUAAUAAUAUUGAGAUGUUUGCUCCUGACAACAUUGGUAACAAAAGGCCUGAUGAGUCAUUAGCUUUGGAAGAUGACAAUAUUGAAGCUAUACCAAUAGACGCUGGAGAUGAAUGUGGAACAAAGAAAGUAAAUAAAAAGAAAGAAGUAAAUAGUAAAAAUAUUGAGAUCUUUUCUGGAGGUCUUGAAGUUAAAACAUCUCUUGAAAUUGAUUCUUGUGUUAAUGUUUUUGUUGUGGGUAAUCCUGGAGCUAGUAAAACUACUCUUUGUCCUGUCAUCAAUGAUACAGCUGCUGGUCCUUUUGUAGAAGGUCUUUUUGUGGACGAACAUGAAGAGGAAAAAGAGAGAGUAAGUUAUAUAACUUUGGAAUGUUGGGAAAAGAGUAAUGAAAAUGGCCAAAGAAAUGCUUCUCCAAUCAUGAGUGGCAAAACUAAGUCAAAAGAAAUUUUACGUGCAAACAAAACAAUUGAUCGAGCUUUAGAUGCUAAAAAAGUUUUCAAUCGUCACAAAGGAUCUACAGAUUCAGCCACUGGAUUCAGCUCUCAAAGGCAAGCUAAUUACAGCCUUUCAUCAAAACUGUGUGAAGUAGUUUGGCAGUUUCUAUAUUUAAAGCUAAGUUUACUUAUUUGUAUAGUAAAUUGCAUCCCUUUCAGUGAUUUGAAUGAUGCAUUAUUGGUCUAUGAUAAAUCUACUAUAAAAUCCACAGUUGGUGUGUCUGUCUGGUUUGAAUCUCUCAACUACAA
This is a messenger RNA of Amphimedon queenslandica, 1180 nucleotides long. RefSeq lists its product as uncharacterized. NCBI's taxonomy places the organism in Eukaryota, Metazoa, Porifera, Demospongiae, Haplosclerida, Niphatidae. The transcript has 2 exons. The record is from RefSeq and is a predicted model, not a curated record. The annotation marks the transcript as partial.